Molecule: messenger RNA, 864 nt
Organism: Spirometra erinaceieuropaei
Lineage: Eukaryota; Metazoa; Platyhelminthes; Cestoda; Diphyllobothriidea; Diphyllobothriidae
Source: the annotation of a GenBank genome assembly
AUGGGCCUAUUCGGCCACAGGCGCAUCCACGAGAGCGGAAUUGACCGCAGCCUUGACACACCCACCCCGCCGAGCCCCACUCCCAAUCCAUCACCUUGUGCACCCACUAACCACUCCCCAGCCGACAUCGACGCCACGGACCUUACCACCCCUCACUCCCCCCCUUCCUCCUCCACCUCCUCCUUCACUGCCACAGCGACGGCCACUCCGGCGUCUGUAGCGCACGACUGUACCACAGCCGCACCUGACACAACAACAGGCACAACCCCUGCAACCUCCAUCAACAGAUGUGAGGGCCCGGACUACAUCUGCCCUCACUGCGAUCGCACCUUCACUUCACGCAUCGGCCUGGUCGGUCACUUGCGAAUCCAUCGCACAGAGUCUGGCGAACCAGUGCCUGGAGCACCAACCUACACUCACCGCACUUGCCUCCACUGCCCACACUGCACUCGCACCUUCACGCAUCGCAUGGGUUUAUUCGGCCACAUGCGCAUCCACGAGAGCGGCAUUGACCGCAAUUCCGAUACAGCCACGACAUCCAACACAUCCACCACGCCCAGACCCAUCCACGCUCCACCGUCACACGCGCCGACCACCACCACCGCCACCACCAACGCCACUGCUUCCUCUACAGCUGACACCGACACCGCCGACCUCUCAUGCCCACAUUGUCCACGCACCUUCACCUCACGCAUCGGCCUGGUCGGUCACUUUCGAAUCCAUCGCACAGAGACUGGCGAACCAGUGCCUGGAGCACCAACCUACACCCACCGCACUCGCCUCCACUGCCCACACUGCCCUCGCACCUUCACGCAUCGCAUGGGUCUAUUCGGCCACAUGCGCAUCCACAACGACCUGCGGUAG